Brassica oleracea var. oleracea is the source of this 471-nucleotide messenger RNA. Its product is annotated as glutathione S-transferase T3-like. The transcript has 2 exons. The record is from RefSeq and is a predicted model, not a curated record. The coding region runs from base 1 to 471 and encodes 156 amino acids. NCBI's taxonomy places the organism in Eukaryota, Viridiplantae, Streptophyta, Magnoliopsida, Brassicales, Brassicaceae.
AUGGAUCCUUAUAUUCAACAAUGUAGCUUUCAAAACCUCUUGAACAGUCAACAACCCAACAGUCAGUGGAAUGAGUCUGUUGAGUCUGUUUCUGCGUCUGUCCUUCGUGAGCCUUAUCAGUCUUUCCCUCGUGAGUCUUAUCAGUCUGUCCCUCCUGAGUCUGUCUCUGCGUCUGAUGCCUCUGUUCCCAAUGGCAAUGAUGAUGGCAAUGAAAACGCAAAGACUGUGACUCCUGAACGUAAAGAGAGGCGUAAGUGGUCACCAACAGAAGAUGGUGUGCUGAUAAGUUCUUGGUUGAACACUUCCAAGGAUGCAUUGGUGGGGAAUGAGCAGAAGGCAAGUGCAUUUUGGAAACGAAUUGCGGCUUACUAUGCUGCGAGUCCCAAGCUAGCUGGUGUGAAGCCGAGAGCGUACAAUUUGAAAAAAUGGUGUUUUACGUUGGAAAUGAUGGAUGGAGUUGGGGGAAAAUGA